AUGGCUGUUCAGUGCCUUAACUUGAUCGCUUCCUCCUUCCUCUUCUCCCUACUCCUCUCUUAUCUUUCUUCUCCCAUUCUCUCACACCAAACACUUCAAACAAAGAAACAAGCUUCUUCCUCCAUCAACUUCCAACGCCAUGAGCACUCCCACUUAUCGGUACCAAGGCCUUAUCCUCCUCUAUCUAAUGGCAACCUUCUCAAGAACAAGAAGAGGAGAAGUAUGAGGAGAAGGAAGAGCUUUUCAGGUCAUUAUCAGGUUGGGGAAUUGGUCUUCUCCGCCAUGCUUCCACGAGGUUUUGUUCCUCCUUCAGACUCUUCUUCCUGUCACAACGACGCACCAGAGUCCAUCAACGCCGUCCACGGCUUGCUCUGCGGUGAUGAUCGUCGUCAAGUCUCUACGCCUUAA
Molecule: messenger RNA, 408 nt
Organism: Dendrobium catenatum
Lineage: Eukaryota; Viridiplantae; Streptophyta; Magnoliopsida; Asparagales; Orchidaceae
Exons: 1
Coding region: 1-408 (135 amino acids)
Source: RefSeq, a predicted model, not a curated record